Peromyscus maniculatus bairdii (prairie deer mouse) is the source of this 709-nucleotide messenger RNA. Lineage: Eukaryota; Metazoa; Chordata; Mammalia; Rodentia; Cricetidae. The record is from RefSeq and is a predicted model, not a curated record.
UUCCCGCACUACUUCCCAGCCCCUGCGCCUGCCUGGCGUCCCACGUUCUCUGGGCUGGUGGCUCUUUCGGGAGCUCGCGUUGGAUCGGGCCAGCGAGGUCCGGGAAGCUUUGAGAAAAAGCGGCGGUUUCGUUUUCGGGGACAGGAACCAAAAGUCAAGUUGGAGCAGCGCCGGACAGUGGAUGGCCUUGACUGACGGCGGCUGGUGCCUGCCGAAGCGUUUCGGGGCCGCUGCUGCGGACGCCGGCGACUCUGGGGCCUUUCCGGCAAGGGAGCCCUCCUCCCCGCCUUCCCCGAUCUCUUCCUCGUCCUCCUCCUGCUCCCGGGGCGGGGAUCGCGGUCCCUGCGGCGCCAGUAACUGCAGGACGCCGCAGCUCGACACCCAGGCGGUGGCGGGACCUCCGGGCCGCUCGCUGUUGCUCAGUCCCUACGCCUCGCAUCCCUUCGCGGCUGCCCACGGACCUUCGGCGCCCGGGGUCCCUGGCCCCGGGAGCGCCCUGUCGAGUUGGGAGGACUUGUUGCUCUUCACUGACCUCGACCAGGCCGCGACCGCCAGCAAGCUGCUGUGGUCCAGCCGAGGCGCCAAGCUGAGCCCCUUCGCGACCGAGCAGCCCGAGGAAAUGUACCAGACCCUCGCCGCCCUGUCCAGCCAGGGGCCGGCCGCUUACGACGGCGCGCCGGGCGGAUUCGUGCACUCUGCGGCUGCGGCG